This is a messenger RNA of Megalops cyprinoides (Indo-Pacific tarpon), 1694 nucleotides long. RefSeq names its product HCK proto-oncogene, Src family tyrosine kinase (gene hck). The transcript is spliced from 13 exons. The record is from RefSeq and is a predicted model, not a curated record. The coding region runs from base 164 to 1666 and encodes 500 amino acids. Gene Ontology annotation, cellular component: extrinsic component of cytoplasmic side of plasma membrane. Gene Ontology annotation, biological process: cell differentiation; innate immune response; cell surface receptor protein tyrosine kinase signaling pathway. Gene Ontology annotation, molecular function: non-membrane spanning protein tyrosine kinase activity; signaling receptor binding; ATP binding. NCBI's taxonomy places the organism in Eukaryota, Metazoa, Chordata, Actinopteri, Elopiformes, Megalopidae.
UACGUUAGUUUUGCCUGCACUCCACGGAUGAACGGUAUGGAAUCGCGGUUAUAAAUGGAAGUACCUUCAAAAUAGGAAAAGAACAUAACACUUUCCGGGAAAUAUACAACACUAUUGCGGAUAAUACUGGACUUGGUACUUAUUUACAGUAAAAAGUUCCAGCAUGGGCUGUUUGGAGUCCAAGAAUGAUGAGGAGUCCAUCAGCAAGGCCAUGGGCAAUGAUGACUUCCUGAACAAGUCACAGUCAGCCCAUUACGUCAAAGACCCCACAUCUGGGAACAAAGCUAGUAGAAGCUACUCCUCUAAUCUCCCUGCUGAUGGUUUAGAAAGCAUCGUGAUUGCGCUGUAUGACUAUGAGGCCACGCACGAAGGAGACCUUGGCUUCAAGAAGGGGGACAGGCUGAAAGUUCUACAAGAGUCAGGGGAGUGGUGGAUGGCAAUGUCCAUCAGCACGGGACAGGAGGGCUACAUCCCUAGUAACUAUGUAGCCAAAGACAGCCUGGAGACAGAGGAGUGGUUCUUCAAAGGAGUCAGCAGGAAAGAUGCGGAGAGACAGCUGCUGGCAUCAGGAAAUCGAGUCGGAUCCUUCAUGAUCCGUGAAAGCGAGACCUCCAAAGGCAGUUACUCUCUCUCAGUGAGAGACAGUGAUGGUCACUCAUGCGACACGGUCAAGCAUUAUAAGAUCCGUACUCUGGACAAUGGUGGCUUUUACAUUUCUCCCAGGAUAACUUUCAUCACCCUACAGGAAUUGGUCAGCCAUUACCAGAAACAAGGUGAUGGGCUUUGCCAGGCCCUAACAGUCCCAUGCCUCAACCCUAAGCCACAGAAGCCUUGGGAGAAGGAUGCCUGGGAGAUCCCCCGGGAGUCCCUGAAGCUGGAAAAGCGUCUUGGUGCAGGGCAGUUUGGGGAAGUCUGGAUGGGCAUGUAUAACAAGCACACCAAGGUGGCAGUGAAGACAAUGAAGCCGGGCAGCAUGUCAGUGGAGGCCUUUCUGGCUGAGGCCAACCUGAUGAAGACGCUACAUCAUGACAAGCUGGUGCGGCUUUACGCCGUGGUAUCCGAGGAACCCAUCUACAUUAUCACAGAGUUUAUGGAGAAGGGCAGUUUACUUGACUUCUUAAAGAGCGAUGAAGGGAACCGUGUCCAACUUCCGAAGCUCAUUGACUUUUCAGCGCAGAUUGCAGAGGGCAUGGCCUACAUUGAGCAGAGGAACUACAUCCACAGAGACCUGCGAGCCGCCAACAUCCUUGUCUCUAAGGCCCUGGUCUGCAAGAUUGCUGACUUUGGACUGGCUCGCAUCAUAGAGGACAACGAGUACACUGCAAGGGAAGGAGCCAAGUUCCCCAUCAAGUGGACGGCACCGGAGGCCAUCAACUAUGGCUCCUUCACCAUAAAGUCUGACGUGUGGUCCUUCGGCAUCCUCCUGACUGAGAUCAUCAGCUAUGGGCGCACCCCAUAUCCAGGAAUGACACACCCAGAGGUGAUUCGAUCCCUGGAGAGAGGCUACCGGAUGCAGCGUAUGGACAACUGUCCAAAAGAGCUUUAUGACAUCAUGCUAAUGUGCUGGAAUAAAAAGCCAGAGGAGCGGCCCACCUUUGAUUACCUGCAGAGUGUGCUUGAAGACUUCUACACAGCAACAGAGAGCCAGUACCAGCAGCAGCCAUAACCAACACGCAGACAUUCACACACACAAA